Caenorhabditis elegans is the source of this 2409-nucleotide messenger RNA. RefSeq names its product Ribonucleases P/MRP protein subunit popl-1 (gene popl-1). The record is from RefSeq and is marked reviewed. The transcript has 10 exons. Gene Ontology annotation, cellular component: nucleolus; nucleolar ribonuclease P complex; ribonuclease MRP complex. Gene Ontology annotation, molecular function: ribonuclease P activity. Lineage: Eukaryota; Metazoa; Nematoda; Chromadorea; Rhabditida; Rhabditidae. Gene Ontology annotation, biological process: tRNA 5'-leader removal. The coding region runs from base 34 to 2292 and encodes 752 amino acids.
AUGGACAUCUCACGUCCGGUGGUUGAGAAACCUAUGUUUAUAGAAGUCGAAAAGUUCGUGGAAGCUCGAACAAAUUCCAUUGCACAGCUACUAAAGGCUAUUGACAAUGACGCCCUUGUGUCUGGUGAAGUCACAAAAGGUCCAAGAACUGCUGCUCAAAGAUUGCCACGUCACAUGAGAAGAAGAGCGAUGGCAUACGAUAUUCGUCGAUUUCCAAGAACAAUGAGAGAGUUUGCAGCAGCACAUUUAAUUUCAAAACAUGCUAAAAAGUGUCCAAGUCGGUUUGCGAGACGAAAAAGUGCAAAUUCUCGAACAAAAUUUGGCAGAAGCACCAGUACAAAAGGUAUCUGGCUCUCGACACAUGUUUGGCAUGCGAAAAGAUUUCGAAUGAUUCAAAAAUGGGGUUUCAAACUCGCGGAUCGCAGCUUUCAACGUGGAUUUCGAGCAGUUUUAAGAGAUUCUAACAAGAAUUGUGUGAUUCGAGAUAGAUCAUAUUAUACAUGUGUUACUAUUCAAUGCACCGAUGCUUAUUCAAAAAUCUCCCAGUUCUCACAAAAAGGAUGUCGAGGGCAGUCAUCACGCGAUGAAGAAGAGGAAUGUCACCAACUCUACAUGCCAGGAAAAUACCCAUUUGGAUAUAUUGGACCUGCAAGAUUCCAACGACUCUCUGGUGACAAAGUUCAUAUAUGGAUUCAUCCAUCAAGCAAACUGCAAUUCAUGAAAGCACUUCUUGAGUACUAUAAUCUUGAGAAACAAGAGAAUACAGAAGAAGAUCUUUAUAAAAAUUCUGAAAUUAAAGUUUCAAUCGAUGCAGAAAACAUUUGCCGAUUUCAUUUAUCCGGUCCAAAGUGUCUUUCGAAACUUCGCGACUCGAUUCGAUUUGUUAAUGACGAAAAGUUCAGUUCAGAACACAAUUAUUUCUUAUCUGUAUCGGAUUCCGUUUUUCAAUCAAGUCGAGAUGGAGAAGUUAUCAACUUGCUCAUCGAAGACCCGAGAACAACUUGGGAUAGGAAAACAGUUCUGAAACACAAAAAAGUGAACAAAGAAGCUGAUAAUGAGAGGAUUCGAGUAAGCAAAUUUUGGAAUAAAGAAUUUAGAGAAAUGGCGAUCGAGAAAAGAAUGGCAGAUUCUGAAUUCCACAAGCAGAAUUCUUCAAAAAUCAACGGAGUCAUUUCAACUGAAGCGAAGGUUCCAAUCAUUCUGAUCAUUCGAAAUGAAGGAUUAAAAGCACUAGACGGUGCAGAUAUUCUGAUUCCAGAACCUUUUGCAAAAGACUUCUGGGUAUCACUUCAACGACGAGGUGUCCGUGCAAGUGGACUUCGUGAUGAGUAUGCAGCACAUUUGGAAUCUAAAGCUCUUUAUUAUCCUCUAGACGAUGUUGGCUCAGAAGCUGGACGAGAAUCUGAAUUGGCGAUGAAAAAAGAACUAAUUGAAAAGUAUCUUGGAAAGCCUCAUAAUAGAAGAUGCAAGCAUUGGAGUGCUGUAUCAGUGAAGUAUCCAUUUGAAUUUAAAUGGGAUGAGCUUUCUCAGGACUGGAACUUAUCCAAUAAACCUAGAAGUGAAGCUUUUGUAUGCCGAGAUCUUCAAAAAUUACGGAUUAUCGAAGAAGCUAUGAAGAAAGGAUCGGGACUCGAAGAAUUUCAAGAACCUGGUAUGCUAAUUCCAGUGAAACUUCAGUUUUUUGGAAGAGGAAGACCGAAAAAGUAUGGAAUGGUGUGUCUGCCAACGGAUGAUGAUUUGAUUUCAAUUCGAAAGAAUCGAAACCGAGAGAUUAUUCAAACACCUCCAGAAGCUUCUUCUCAAGAUUCAGAUAUCGUUGAAGCUAUGGAAAUUGAAGAAAUUACAGUUAAAAAGAAUCAAGGAUUUAUGUCUCUUGAAGCAGCUGCGUCUGAAAAACCAAUUAAUUUGAAAUUACUUUUUGAGGAGACUACGAAAUUGGAUGAUAAAACCACCAAACGAAAACGAGUGAAUCGAAAAAAGCGAGAGUCGAAAAAACGAAGAAAGAUUGAGCAAGAAAAACGGAAAGAAGAAGCUGAAGUUGAAGAAGUACAAAAACUGGCGACAAAGUACAGAUUUUCUGCCAAUCGUGAGAUAAUUGGUCGACUGGUUGCCGGAGAACAAAGUGUACUUGCUGGACACGGUGUUGGUAUUGGAUACAUUUGUGCGAAUACCCUCUCUCUUAUUGCUUCGAAUUAUCACAAAUCAAAAACUGUAGUUAUGGUCAGAAACUCUACAUCAAAAUACUACCAUCCAGCGUAUGUGACGAUUCUUAAAAAUGCGACUAAAAUCUAAAUUCGGUUAGAAUUAAAUAAAUUUUUUUGUUAUUUGAUAUUUUCACACUUUUACCCACUUUUUGUUGAUUUUUUCAAACUAUUGUUGUUGUCUUGCCUAUAAAGUUUUAUGCUUAAA